AUGCGUUCCACUCAAUUCCUUGCCCUCGCGAUGGCCGUCGCUACCUCCGACGCCAUCUCUCAGGGUUUCAACUACGGUGCCACCAAGGUUGAUGGCAGCGUCAAGACCCAAACCGACUACGAGACCGAGUUUGCAACUGCUAAGAAUCUCGUUGGGACCGACAAUGCCUUCACCAGUGCCCGUCUGUACACCAUGAUUCAGGGUGGCACAACCAACGGCCCCAUUGAGGCCAUUCCCGCCGCUAUCAAGGAGAAGACUACCCUUCUCCUUGGUCUCUGGGCUUCCGGUGGUGGCAUGAGCAACGAGAUUGCUGCCCUCACAUCCGCCAUCAACACCUACGGCGAUGACUUCACAAAGCUGGUCGUCGGUAUCUCCGUUGGCAGUGAGGAUCUUUACCGUAACUCCGUCAUUGGUGUCAAGUCCAAUGCCGGUCCCGGUGUCGAACCCGCCGAGCUUGUUGACCACAUCAACCAGGUCCGCUCCGCCAUCUCCGGCACUUCCCUGAGCGGUGCCCCCAUUGGCCACGUCGACACCUGGAACUCAUGGACCAACGGCUCCAACUCUGCCGUCAUUCAGGCCGUCGAUUGGCUCGGUUUCGAUGGAUACCCCUACUACGAGAACACUGACCCCAACUCCAUCGACGAUGCCAAGGCCCUCUUCAACAAGGGCGUUGAGAAGACCAAGGCUGUCGCUGCCGGUAAGGAGGUCUGGAUCACCGAGACUGGCUGGCCCGUUACUGGCCCCACUGAGAACCAGGCUGUCGCCAGCAUUGCCAACGCCAAGCAGUACUGGGACGAGGUUGCCUGCCCUCUGUUGGGCAACACCAACACCUGGUGGUACAUUCUCGAGGAUGCCGGUACUACCGCCCCCAGCUUCGGUGUCACUGGUUCCUCCACCGACACCACCCCUCUGUACGACCUGAGCUGCAAGGCCUCCACCUCUUCCAGCUCUGCCACCGGUUCCUCCAGCACCUCCGGCCCCGGUCUCGCCGAGAAGUCCGGCUUCGUUUCUUCCGCCACUUCUGCCUCCGCAACUGGCUCUGCCUCUUCCGGCUCUGAUGCCUCUGGCUCCGGCUCUGAUGCCUCUGGCUCCGGCUCUGGCUCUGGCUCCAACUCGGGUUCCGGCUCUGAUCCUUCUGGCUCCGGCUCUGGUCCCGCCAGCUCCCCUGCUGGCGCCUCCUCUGCCGCUCCUUCCUCCGCCGCUGUGACCGGUCGCCCCUCUACCAAGCCCAAGUCCAAGAGCGCUUCUGCCUCUGCCUCUGCCUCUGCCUCUGCUUCCGGAUCUGCCUCUCGCUCUGCCUCUGCUUCCUCCGCUACCGCCACUGGUGGCAGCAACUCAGGCUCAGGAUCCUCUACCUCUGGUUCCGGUUCCGGCUCCGGCUCUUCUUCCUCUGGCGCUGCCUCCGCCUCCCCGAGCCUCAGCUCUGCCACCCGUGUCGCCGGCUCCGCUGCCGGUGCCCUCGUUGCUGCUCUCGCCCUUGCUUUCACCUUCUAA
This is a messenger RNA of Penicillium samsonianum, 1494 nucleotides long. It is a transcript of the gene bgt2, whose product is annotated as GPI-anchored beta-1,3-endoglucanase EglC. Gene Ontology annotation, cellular component: cell surface; fungal-type cell wall; extracellular region. Gene Ontology annotation, biological process: cell wall organization. The transcript has a single exon. Gene Ontology annotation, molecular function: glucan endo-1,3-beta-D-glucosidase activity; 1,3-beta-glucanosyltransferase activity. The record is from RefSeq and is a predicted model, not a curated record. NCBI's taxonomy places the organism in Eukaryota, Fungi, Ascomycota, Eurotiomycetes, Eurotiales, Aspergillaceae. The coding region runs from base 1 to 1494 and encodes 497 amino acids.